Messenger RNA from Beta vulgaris subsp. vulgaris (sugar beet), 4058 nucleotides. Its product is annotated as nuclear matrix constituent protein 1. Gene Ontology annotation, biological process: nucleus organization. Bases 26 to 3901 code for a protein of 1291 amino acids. The transcript is spliced from 8 exons. Gene Ontology annotation, cellular component: nucleus. The record is from RefSeq and is a predicted model, not a curated record. Lineage: Eukaryota; Viridiplantae; Streptophyta; Magnoliopsida; Caryophyllales; Amaranthaceae.
UUGUCUAAAGUCUAAACUCAAUUACAUGUGGUUUCACCUAUUUUCCAAUAUUCACCGAAAAGAAAAAACAAAAGAAAACCUCCAUUCCCUGAUUCAAACUUCUCUCCCAAGUCCCAAGUACCAUCUCUCCCACUCUCACUACUCUCUGUACAUCACAAGUGACAACCAUCAGUAUUCAGUCCUCCUAGCCGUUAGCAGCGAAAGAAUGUUCACCCCUCAAAGGAAAGCACCAUGGACCCCACUUAGUUCAGCGCCGACCAGAAGAACCCUCAACAGUUCCUCCGAAAAAGGAAAAACACCAUGGACCCCACUUAGUCCAGCGCCGACGCCUCCACCCACGACUUCGCUUGCUGCGUCGGAAACUGAUGGAUUUGAUAGAGGGAAUUCCGACGAUUGGCGCAAGUUUAAGGAGGCGGGUUUAUUAGAUGAGUCUGCUUUAGAGAAGAAAGAUCACCAAGCUUUGCUUAACAGGAUUUCUCGCCUUGAAAAAGAGCUUUUUGACUAUCAGUACAACAUGGGGCUGUUGCUCAUGGAGAAAAAAGAUUUAGUUUGCAAAACAGAAGAACUAGGGCAAGAAGUUUCUGAAGCUGAGGAGAUUCUUAAGCGUGAGCGGGCUGCUCAUUUGAUUGCUGUUUCGGAAGCUGAGAAGCGAGAGGAAAAUUUGAAGAAGGCUUUAAAUAUGGAAAGACUAUCAGCGGUUGAUCUUGAGAGAGCUUUGCGUGAUAUACAUGAAGAGCAUACAAGAACUAAAGCUACAUCUGAGACUUCUGUGGCUAAUUUAAAUGCUCGUAUGGAAGAACUCCAAAAACUAAAUUUGGAUGUAGAGAGAAGAUCUUGUUCAGUUGAUGCUAGACUUGCUGAGUCAGAUAGAAAGAAUUCUGAGCUAGACAGAAAGCUGCAAGACUUAGAAGUUCGUGAAAACGUUCUUCAGACGGAGCAAUUAUUGUUAGCUCAAGACCGAGAAUCCCAUGAAUUAGAUUUUCGGAAGCAGAAGAAAGAUAUGCUUGAGUGGGAGAAGAAAUUGCAAGAAGGAGAACAAAGGCUCUGCGAGAAUCGGAGAAUCCUUAAUGAGAGGGAAGAAAAACUGCAUGAAACUGAUAUCUCCUGCAAAGUAAAGGAGUCUAAUAUUGAGGAGUUGCAAAAAAAGAUUGAUUUGGCUAAUGCAACUCUAAAGAAAGUAGAAGAUGAGGUAAAGAAUCAAUCAGCAGAAUUGGAUAUGAAGGAGAAGGAAGCUGAGGCCAUGAGAAGCAAAUUGGAAGCAAGACAAAAACAACUGCAAGAAGAGGAAGAAAGGCUUGAUGUGAGAGAAAAAGUAGAGUUAGAGAAGCUUCUUGAUGAGCAUAAGGUUAUGCUAAAUACUAAGAUGCAUGAAUUUGAGUCAGACAUGAGACAAGAAAGAACAGCUUUUGAGGACGAACUGAAAAGCAGAAAAGAAUCAGUGGAUAAAAAGGAAACUGAAAUCAAUCAUCUUGAGAUGAAGCUGGGUAAACGAGAACUGGCACUGGAAAAGAAGUCAGAGAGGGUGAAAGAUAAAGAAUCGGACUUUGAACGAAAGAAUGAAAUAUUGAAGGAGCAAGAAAAACGUCUAAAAGCUGAAGACAAAAGACUAGAGGCAGAGAAGAAACAAGUUAGUAUUGAGAAAGAGAGUCUGGAGAUAUUACGGAAGGAAAUUGAAACGCUAAGAAAUGAUGCAAAGAAACAGGAACUGCAUAUUGAGGAAGAAAUAAAAAAGCUGGAGGAUGCUGAGAAAGAGAGGUUAGAGUAUCUUCGCCUGCAGUCAAGCUUAAAGCAGGAGAUAAACAAUGUAAAGCGCCAGAGUGAAUUAAUAGAGAAGGAAGCUUCAGAAUUGAAGCUUGAAAGGGAGAGGUUCGAGAAAGAUUGGGAGGCAUUGGAUGAGAAACGAAUUGUUGUAGAUAAAGAGCUUAAGACUCUAGCUGAAGAAAAAGAAAAAUUUGAAAAGUUGCGAAGCUCAGAAGAAGAGAGAUUGAGAAGUGAGAGAGCUGAAAAUGAGGAGCGUCUCCUUCUGGAGUCCGAGAGCAUCAGAUUACAAAAAGAAUCAUUUGAAGCUAUGAUGGAACAUGAAAAGUUAAUUUUAGCUGAAGAGGUUGAAAAAAAGCAUGCUCACAUGCGUCAUGAUUUUGAGCAGCAGAAACAGGAUCUUUAUAAUGAUAUGAAUAAGAGACAGGAAGAGUGGGGGAAGUUAGUGGAAGAAAAGGAGAGAACUUUGGAAGAAAUGAGGUUGAGAGAAAUGAGAAAUGUGAAGAAUUUGAAAGAAGAUGCAGAGAGAAAGAUGGAAGAAAUGGAAAUGGAAAGGCAUCACAUGGAGAAGGAAAGGGAGAAAAUGGAAUUGGAUAAAAAGCAGCUUGAAGAAACUGGUAUUGAGAUAUCUAAAGAUAUUAAGGCUCUUGAUAAUCUCAGUAAAAAGCUAAAGAAACAGAGAGAACAGUUGGUCAGUGAGAGGGAACAUUUUGGUGCUCUAGUUGAGAGAAUCAAGUCCUCCAAAAUUUGUGGAGAUUCUGCUCAAGCAUUUCUUCAUAGUGAUUUCCAGCUACCAACCAUGGAGGGAUCUUCACAUUUUCAUAGGCUUUCUCGUGAUGAUGAGAUUGAUGCUAAGGAUGAACGUACUUUAAGAGAUUUAGAUAAAGCAAAGUCUCCUCUCACUGGGGGAGUUGAUAGGAAUCCUCCUCAAUUAGGUGGACAGAUGAGCGUGCUCCGGAAGUGUGCUUCAAUCAUCUUUAACUUGUCUCCCGAAAAAGGAAUUCAACAUACUGAUAAUCAUGUUUUGGAAGAAUCCCCACAUUCUUCUACAUAUAUGCAAGCAAACGAACACUUGAGGGAACAAACAUCUGCUAUUGAUGAGCUGGCACCAGCGUUUGCAAUAGUAAAUGACGCCAUAAACAUUUCACAAUCAGAUGUUCGAGAAGAUGUUGUUGAUAAUUCUUUGACAGCUGAUGAGAUUGAUGUUGACAGUGAAAUCCAAGGCAUUAAAGAGCCUGAGAAAUCUGAUCUAAGGAAUAUUCAGCGCAAACGCGGUAGGAAGCGUGGUUCUGGUGUCCGAAGGACACAUUCUGUUAAAGCAGUGGUUGAAGAUGCAAAGGCUUUUUUAAGGGAUAGCUCAGUAGGUACUAUAGAAGAGCACCCAGAUGAUUCCAUGGGUGCAAAUGUGAAUAAGCCGGAAAAGAACCUCCUUGUUGACAUGACACCAGCUACCAGUGCCCGGAAGCGCAGUCGUUCUCAGGCGUCAAAAGUGACUGAAAGUGAGCAGGAUGCUGAUCAGAGCGAGGGACAUGCUGAUAGUGUGACAACUGGUAAUCGGCGCAAAAGACGACAAACAGUUGCACCGGCUUUACCCACUCCUGGUCAAAGGCGAUACAAUCUUAGGCGUCAUGCAGUCAGUGCAACCCCAAGUGCUGAGACUGAGACGGGGGAUGAGGUUACCCGCAAAGGCACUAAUCAAGCAGUGCAAAAUCCUAAUGAAACACCUGUUGAAUCAUUGGACAUUGCUGUUGAGAACGACAGAAGAUUGCAUGUGGAGCAAGAUUCAACCACUAGAAGUGUUGAAUUUUCAUCUGAUAGGUGUAAUAAUACAACAACCAAUGUAGCUGGCGAUCAUGUUGAUGAUGCAAAAUCAGUAGAGAACAAUGCAGUAUUUGUCAGAGAAGUAAAGACAGCUGAAGAUACAUUGUUGGGUGAGAUCAAUGGAACUUCAGUUAAUGUUGAAGAAGAUAACAGAAGCAUGGUCAACGAAAAUGACGAUGAUGAUGAUGAUGAUGAUGAUGAUGAUGAUGAUGAUGAUGUGGAUGAUGAUGUGGGUGAUGAUAAUGAUGAUGAUGAUGAUGACUAUGAUCAUCCAGGUCAAGCAUCAAUGAGAAAGAAGCUCUGGAAAUUUUUUACAUCAUGAUUUUCUUCAGCAGCUUAGUUGGAUAUGUACUAUAAUUGUCAGUAGGUACUGUUUGGAACACUUUUUGUACCCAACAAAAAUGUGAUAAAUGUGGAGAGAUAGCAAUCUCUCCCAUCUGUUCUUGAUGCAAUGAAAUAGGACCAUUCUUUCGUGAGAA